GAAAAAUAUCACCUCGCGCCUCGAGUGGUGCUCUGGAUUUUUCGCUUCUGUGUAGAUAUUUGCUCGUUGGUGGUAAUUAUUAAACGAUUUUCGUACCAGAUUGUUUCGUGCGUGCGGUGUGUUGCGGCAUAAAGUGGCGGUCAGUACGGUUGUAUCUUCUGUAUCGGUGACGAACAGUUUACACUACAGUGAUAAGCUCGGCUUAUAAACGAAAAAAAAAAGAAACAUAGCUCUUUCGGUCAAAAUUAAUUCGUGAAAACUCGUAGCAGCGUGUCGGAAGCGAAGCAGUUGACCGUGGCCCAGUGCGUGUGAGAUAGUUGAAAAUUAAAAAUUCCACCAAACACAAGUGGACCGGGUGCGGAUUGCUGCAGGAAAUCGGAUAACAGUCUUUAAGAAACCGGAACCGAUUGGCGGCACACACACACACAACGCAGCAGCAGCAUCAGCGGUAGUUUCAUACCCCGAAACCACUUAAUUCUCGUGUUACGUGUUCGAGAUGCGUAGCGUGCGGAGCAGCUUCACCAUCGGGCGGUUGGCGAUUUAUCCGAAAAAUUCAAACAUUCGCACUGGUUCCAUCUGCCUGAUUGCGUCCACUGCCUCCAACGGUUAUCAGUUCCAACCCCACCACCAUCCACAAUGUAGCCUGGUAACGCUAUCGUCCAGCAAUCCCACCGUCACAUCGAGCGAUUCCACCCGGAGGACAAUCGGAACUCACACUCACAGCAUGAAAGCGUGUUCUCCCACGGUUCUACUGUGUGCCGGCUCACCGGCAGCGGAUGGCACUUCCUGUGCGUUUGCGCCACACCCACAGCGAACCGUCCUCCGCCGUUCGUUUCACGUCUCCGCGGUCUGUGAUAAAUCAUCGUCGAAAGAUGGUGGCAGUGGGGGAAGCAACAGCAACCCACCCGGCAGUAGUGGCACCACGGGUGGCGGAACCACCGCCGGUGGAAGCGGUGGCUCUUCGUCGGUCGGUGCCGGUGGCAAGGAUGGGGGCAGUGGCGGUGGUAAGGAACCACCGAACAAGAAGAACACACUAUCCUGCCCGAAGUGUGGAGAUCCCUGUACGCACGUGGAAACGUUCGUCAGCUCGACGCGGUUCGUCAAGUGUGAAAAGUGUCACCAUUUCUUCGUCGUGCUGUCGGAGGUCGAUUCGAAAAAGACAAUUAAAGACACGGAAACGAAGGGUGCACGGAAACCGCCGCCACCGCCCAAAAAGAUUAUGGAGUACCUCGACCGGCACGUCGUCGGACAGGAGCUAGCCAAAAAGGUUCUCUCGGUGGCGGUGUACAAUCACUACAAGCGCAUCUACCACAAUCUGCCACCGCCGGCCUCAUCGUCCGCGGGUGCCACGCAGCAGCAGCAGCAGCUGGAUUCGAUGUCGCGUAGCGGCGAUCUGCUGCACAUAUCCGGCAUCGGCCAUACAAUGAUGAGCUCGGCACCGUCCGAAGUGCCACGGCCACCGCUCGGUGCGGGCAGUUCCGGGCAUGGUGGGGCGCCGGGUUCGGCCGCACACCAUCCCGGUUCGGAGCUGCUGGACAAGAAAACGCACGAGCUGAAGCUGGAGAAGAGCAACAUUCUGAUGCUUGGCCCGACCGGCUCGGGCAAAACGCUGCUUGCGCAAACGAUUGCCAAGUGCCUGGACGUUCCCUUUGCCAUCUGUGAUUGUACGACGCUAACGCAAGCCGGUUACGUCGGCGAGGAUAUCGAGAGUGUGAUUGCGAAGCUGCUGCAGGACGCUAACUAUAGUGUCGAACGGGCGCAGACAGGCAUCGUGUUUCUGGAUGAGGUGGACAAGAUCGGUGCCGUGCCCGGCAUCCAUCAGCUGCGGGACGUCGGCGGUGAGGGUGUGCAGCAGGGCAUGCUGAAGAUGCUCGAGGGUACGAUCGUGAACGUGCCGGAGCGAAACUCGCCGCGAAAGCUGCGCGGCGAAACGGUGCAGGUGGACACGACCAACAUUCUGUUCGUGGCGUCCGGUGCGUACACCGGUUUAGAUCGUUUGAUUGCGAGGAGGUUGAAUGAAAAGUACUUGGGCUUCGGAAUGCCGGCAAGCUCAUCGGAAGGACGCCGGGCCGCACAGGCGUCUGCCUCACCGAUGGAUAACGAUCAAGUGGAGCGGGACGCAAAUCUGAAGAAAGUGCAAGCGAAAGAUCUCGUCGAGUUCGGUAUGAUUCCUGAAUUCGUUGGUCGCUUCCCGGUUCUGGUGCCGUUCCACAGCCUCGACGUGGAUAUGCUUGUACGCAUCCUAACCGAACCGCGCAAUGCCCUCGUGCCCCAGUACAAAGCACUGCUCGGCAUGGAUCAAGUGGAGCUGUCCUUCACCGAUGAAGCCCUCAAGCAAAUCGCCCAACUAGCCAUGGAACGGCAAACUGGAGCCCGUGGUCUACGUGCAAUUAUGGAAACGCUUCUAUUAGAACCAAUGUUCGAAGUGCCCGGAUCGGAUGUGAAGGGUGUAAGGAUCACGGAAGAAAGCGUACGCGGUGCAGAACCGAUCUACGUACGCCGAGGUGAAUCGAACGCAUCGAACAAGGAUCCUUCCGCUUCCGGUGAGGCUGGAAACAGUAGCAGUAAUUCUUCGGAGGAAGAGGAAGCUACGAAAGUACGCGUGAAGCAGUAACAGGUAAAGAUGCAGAAUUGUGGGUGAGUGUGAAAAAAACACCGGGAGUACCCUGACAGACAUUGUGAGAGUCAUUACUAUUUUGCCCAAUCGAUCGAUAAACGAAAACGUGUAUGAAACAUGUAUUUGUACAUAAGAUUAUUUUCACAUACGGCUACCGUUCCUAUUUGGUCUGUUUGUUCCGCUCUGUGUUCCAUUGUAAUACAUUUUUCGGUUUUGUCCUAUUUUUGUAACUUUAAUUGCAACAGUUGCAUUCAAGGUUGCUGGCUUUUUUGCGUCUUCAACGAUGAGGUGGGAUGAUACAAAUAUCAGUAAUUGCUUGUGUUGGUGCCUUUUUAAUCGACACAUUAGAUCGGACAUCAGUUCAUGAGCCUGGAGCGUCCUUUUUAGUACGAUCGAUAGCUUUUAAUUAUCGUGUACAGUUCCAAAUACUGGGGAUCUACGUUGAGGGAAGAUUAAACCAAAAUUUAUAAAUUUAAACUGGUCCUCCUCAUCGGUGUCACCGUUUUUCAUCUGACUAUAUUCCAAAAUACCGUUUGUAACGAUAAAAUUCGCUUCGGUGGCAUUAUGUUGGCAGGCUAGUUUAACGCUUAUUUGAAACAAACGUUUAAAAUGUCCUGCAAAUGAGCGUUACUAAUGACGCUAGUGAUUGCAACAAAAGUAAAAGUGAAAUUUCACCGAGGUGGAAUUAUAGGUGCAACAAAUUAACAAAAAAAUUCAAUAUAACCACAAGUACAAGGGAUGCAUCCGACAAAAACGAGAGCUAUCGUUGGUGUUUGUGAGAUUACAAAAAAUGUAAAGACAAACCCUACAAAAACCAUCAAGUUUUGACGUAGAUCGUCCAUUUUUGCGGACGUAGAUCGUCCAUAAUUAAUUAUGGAAAGUAAAAGCGGAACACAUAUUGAAAAAUGUUAACGAAUCUUUCAAGAGUUAUAUGUGUACAGCAAAGUAAUGUUGUGUAGCAUAAAGAAAAAAUUGGAACUCGCCCAACAAUGGAUACUAGCGGUGUGACAUCCCCACUAUACACGCCUACAACUGUGCGGAAUGGCCCACCGUUUCGCACUGUUAAAGCCUUUAAUUAUAUCUUUCAGCAUGCGAGCAUGAAUGAAAGUGUACAUGUAAUUAGCAUCUCGUGUGUAGAAGAAUAGAGUUUUAGCGUAGGGAUUUUUGAAUUCCUUAUUUGUUUUCUUUUUCUUCCCAUAAUCCUUUAAUUAUGUUGUGCGUCGGUUAAGGACGAUUGUACUAUGCAAGUUGAUUAGGAGGUAAGAGAAAUUAAAAGUAAUAAACAAAAAAAAACAUCGAGAAGUA
Messenger RNA from Anopheles moucheti, 3922 nucleotides. RefSeq names its product ATP-dependent Clp protease ATP-binding subunit clpX-like, mitochondrial (gene ClpX). Gene Ontology annotation, molecular function: ATP-dependent protein folding chaperone; zinc ion binding; ATP binding. Gene Ontology annotation, cellular component: mitochondrial matrix. The transcript has 7 exons. NCBI's taxonomy places the organism in Eukaryota, Metazoa, Arthropoda, Insecta, Diptera, Culicidae. The coding region runs from base 497 to 2614 and encodes 705 amino acids. The record is from RefSeq and is a predicted model, not a curated record. Gene Ontology annotation, biological process: protein catabolic process; proteolysis; protein folding.